AUGAAGCUCACUCAGAGCAUUCUGGCUCUGGCCACCGUUGUACUGACAGCCACUGCUCAGCUGAGUUCUCUCCCCACUUGUGCGCAAUCAUGUGCAACCAACGCAAUCCCCAGCAGCUGUGGUGUUGAUGUCGCUUGCAUUUGUGGAAAUAAGAGCUUCCUGAGUGACAUCGCCUGCUGCAUUGUCGGCAAGUGUACUACCGCAGAACAAGAGCAGACCCUCAAGGCAGCCAAGGGAAUCUGCUUGGCGGGCGGCGUGACUGACCUGCCUAGCACGGUCGCCUGCACCACCGGGGCAUCCAGCACCACUACUGCUUCAAGUGGUUCGACCACUACCUCAGACAGCACCACCACUGGCACCACAACUGCAACUGGCACCACAACUGCAACUGGCACCACGGUUGCAAUUGGGUCCGAGACCACUGUCUCUGGCACCGCAGCCACAGCUAGCACCACAAUGUCUCCGUCUACUUCCACGUCGGGCACUCUCACCACUUCCACCACUGGCUCAGCUGCUUCGUCUGCCUCCUCGGCUGCUGCUACCACCGGUGGCGCUGCGCUUGGCCAGAACCAAGGCGCUUCCUUCAUGGCGGCCGCUGGUGUUGCCGCUGCCUUUGCCAUCCUCGUCUAG
Molecule: messenger RNA, 630 nt
Organism: Penicillium odoratum
Lineage: Eukaryota; Fungi; Ascomycota; Eurotiomycetes; Eurotiales; Aspergillaceae
Product: CFEM domain-containing protein
Exons: 3
Coding region: 1-630 (209 amino acids)
Source: RefSeq, a predicted model, not a curated record